AUGCAUGUUGAAGUAUCUGUGGCUUUAAAUUUUGUCAUCUCGUAUCUUUACAACAAACUGCCCCGGAGACGAGUGGACAUGUUCGGACAUGAACUUGAGAAACGAAUGAAAGUCAAGUUUAACGGACAUUGGUAUCCGGAUAAACCAACUAAAGGUUCGGCUUAUCGGUGUAUUCGGGUCAACGGUGAGAAGGUCGAUUCGGACAUCGAGAAAGCCGCCUUUGAGAGCGGACUGGACAUUGGUGAAAUCAAAUCCUAUUUGCCAGCCGAUUUGACCUUAUGGAUUGAUCCGUCCGAGGUAUCUUACCGCAUCACCGAGAAGGGAUCCAUUAAAAUCCUGUACAGCGACAAAAAGGACGACGAUACAGUGGAUAAUAUCGACCGUGAGGUUCAGGCCGUGAGUAAAAGCUUCAACCCUGAGGCGCAGUGUUUCAAACCGAUCGAUUCACUGUCGUCAUCGCUCAGCAGCCUAAGCCUCUCGCCAUCCUCGCCGACCUCUCCGGCUGGAUGGAGCAACACCACCUCACCGUCCGGCGCCCUCUUCAGCUCAUCUACUAUGACCGGCACUGUUUCUGUUCCCGCCGGUAAUCAAAACCACGUGACUGUAGCUUCUUCCAAUACCUGUUCUUCCUCUGCCCAAUCUUCAGGUAUCGUUAACACGGUGAUAGCAGUUCCGGUGCCCACAACAGGUGCUUCUUCAGCCCUUCUUGCUCCCAGCCAUUCUUCGACCGGUGGGGUCACAAACAGCAACAAUGUUGUAACUGCCACCACAGCGCAAGGCACGUCAGCAACGUCCCCCACUGUUUCAUCUUCGGUAGUAAACGCAUCAAACGGUGCUGCUCCCGCUUCAGGGUCUGGUUCGGCAGCACCAGCGGUGGUUACUCAGUCAACCUCAUUCCUAAACAAGCCUAGUCACACCUCACCGCAAUUUACAGCUUCUACGUUCGCACAGACCAAAUUUGGUUCGACAAAACUAAAGAGUCAAGUAAAACGCCCGACCCGCUUAUCACCAAUUGAAUUCCGGAAUUACUUCCGGCAGCGGGCCGCUGGUUCCUCUCUCCAGUCAUCUCCCGUGACUCCAACUGGUGGCAAUUUGAUUGGAGCCGGAAAUGCAGUUCCCGUAUCUGCUGUAGGGGUACCGUCAACAGUGGGCAACCCGGCUGUGCGGGUGGGUGUUGGUUUUGGCCAUCCUACAACUGUUGUGAAUACGGUUCCAUCACCAUCCGCAGCUGGUACCCGUCCAAGAUCCCUGUCUCCAAGAGACCCAAGACUUGAAUUUCUCUUUGACCAUCACCAUCAUCAGCAACAUACUCAUCACAGAUACAUCCAGACUAUGAACGGUCAGAAAGCCAUUAUUGGAACUAAUUCGUCUCUUCUUCCUCAGCAGGUAUCCCCCCAGUCCCAGCAGCAACUUUCCCAGUCUUUUUUGCAAGCCCAGCAACAAAUUCCUUCGCCUCAACCACAGGCCCAACAACAGCAACAGGCAGCCCAACAACAUCAACAGGCACCCCUACCAUCCCCUUCUUCCACUGGCAUGACUCUUCGAGAUUUCUAUCAGUCCAACCCCGGCCCGGCUAGUCCUUUCAAUGCUUCUGGCCCUGUGCCCACAGCAGCAGCCCCAACAAAUCUAACUUUCACGGAUUUCCUUCCCAACGCUAUGUCUAACCCUAAUAACAUCCAAUCAGAUAAUCAGAAGUCUUUCAUUGAAGCACUUAGUAAUUUAGGCACGGCUGCCUAUAGCAAUCAAUUUCACCACUUACUAGUCGCCAAUUAG
Molecule: messenger RNA, 1773 nt
Organism: Acanthosepion pharaonis
Lineage: Eukaryota; Metazoa; Mollusca; Cephalopoda; Sepiida; Sepiidae
Source: the annotation of a GenBank genome assembly